Notechis scutatus (mainland tiger snake) is the source of this 1032-nucleotide messenger RNA. Lineage: Eukaryota; Metazoa; Chordata; Lepidosauria; Squamata; Elapidae. The record is from RefSeq and is a predicted model, not a curated record.
UCUCUGCCUCAGUCCCAAUGUGUGGAAAGUUAUCAUCCUGGAUUCGUCAAGCGGAAGCGAGAAGGAGAGCCUGCUUGCUGCUAUGACUGUAUUCCUUGUCCUGCGGGGACCAUUUCCAUUGAUGAAGACACAGAAAAAUGCAACAAGUGUCCUGAUGAAAAAUAUCCAAAUGAGGACAGAAUCCAAUGUAUCCCCAAAAGAAUAACCUUCCUGUCCUAUGAAGAACAUCUCAGCAUCCUCCUCAUCUCCAUUGCCCUUCUCUUGUUCCUAACUACAGGACUUGCUUUAAUCAUAUUCCUUAAAUACCUAGAAACUCCCAUUGUGAAAGCCAACAACAGAGACCUCUCUUACAUCCUCCUGGUCUCCCUCCUGCUUUGCUUCUUGUCUCCUUUUCUCUUCAUUGGUCAACCAAGGGAAGCCACUUGUCUUCUCCGACAAACAGUUUUCAGCAUCGUCUUCUCAGUUGCCGUUUCUUCUCUCUUGGCCAAAACCAUCACAGUGGUUCUGGCUUUCCUGGCCACAAAACCAGGAAACCGAGUGAAGAGAUGGUUGGGGAAGAGCUUGGCCAACUGCAUCAUCCUUUCUUGUUCUAGUGUCCAAAUUAUGAUCUGCUCCAUCUGGUUGGGAAUUUCUCCCCCAUUCUGUGACUUGGACUUCCAUUCCCAGCCUGGAGAGAUCAUCCUGCAAUGCAAUGAAGGCUCUGUUUUCAUGUUCUACAUCACCCUCAGCUACAUGGGCUUCCUGGCUGCCAUCUGCUUCACAGUGGCUUUCCUGGCCCGGAAUCUCCCUGGAGCCUUCAAUGAAGCCAAGCUGAUCACCUUCAGCAUGCUGGUCUUCUGCAAUGUCUGGGUCUCCUUCCUGCCCACUUACCUGAGCACCAAGGGGAAAUACAUGGUGGCUGUGCAGGUCUUCUCCAUCUUGGCCUCCAGUGCUGGUCUGCUGGUCUGCAUCUUCCUCCCCAAGUGCUACAUUAUCAUUCUGAGGCCAGACUUGAAUACAAAGGAGCAUCUUACGACCAGAAGAAAUGUAUAG